Molecule: messenger RNA, 936 nt
Organism: Microsporum canis CBS 113480
Lineage: Eukaryota; Fungi; Ascomycota; Eurotiomycetes; Onygenales; Arthrodermataceae
Product: hscarg protein
Exons: 5
Coding region: 1-936 (311 amino acids)
Source: RefSeq, a predicted model, not a curated record
AUGACAAACAAGAAACUCCUCGUCGUGUUUGGAGCUACGGGAAAGCAGGGAGGCUCCGUCAUCAACUCCAUUCUCAGCGACGAGAAGGCUGCAUCGCAGUUCUCUGUCCGUGGAAUUACCAGAGACCCGUCAAAGGCUUCCGCCCAGGCUCUGGCUAAAAGAGGCGUUGAGUGUGUCAAGGCUGAUCUCAAUAGUAAAGAUUCAGUUACUGAAGCUCUCAAGGGCGCAUACGCCGUCUAUGCUGUGACCAAUUUCUGGGAGACUGGAAGUGCUGAUACAGAGAUCCAGCAGGGAAAGAACAUUGCUGAUGCUGCCAAAGCGAACGAUGUCCAGCAUUUGGUCUGGAGUAGUUUGAUCAAUGUAACUCAAGUAUCUGGUGGAAAACUCAAAGGAGUCUCUCACUUUGACUCCAAGGCCACUGUAGAGGAAUACAUUCGCAAAAUUGGCGUUCCGGCCACCUUCUUCCUUCCUGGAUACUACAUGUCCAAUAUUCCUGGAGGGUCCCUGAACAACGCGGACGGAGUGUACAACUUCAAGAACCCAAUUCCAAACGACGCUCCCAUUCCCCUUUUCGAUACUGGCCGAGAUACGGGAAAGUUUGUCAAGGCCAUCCUGCUUAACCGUGAAAAGGUACUUGGCAAGCAGAUAUACGGUGCCACUGAUUACUAUACUCCAGACCGCAUAGUUGCCGAGUUCCAAACCGUCAAGCCACAGGACGGUAAGGGCGGUGCUGCCAUUCAGAUUUCGGACAAGGAUUUCAAGGAUGCAUUGCCAGAGAAAGCUCGGGAAGAGAUGCUUCAGAACAUGCAGCUUUUGUAUAUGUAUGGAUACUAUGGGGGUGCAAGCCUAAAGGAGAGCCUUGCGCUUCUUGAUGAACCACCAACAACCUGGAAGGAAUUUAUCGAACAAGAGCCCGCGUGGGCUAAUCUUAAGUAA